AUGUGGGGGAUAUUUAGCUACGCUUUCGUCGUGGGAGGCUGCGCCCUCCAGGCGCUGGCUUCAUAUGACUUUGUCCCAGACGUUACAGGGAUGCAGCUUGGAAAAUUCGUGGAUCCCUUACCUGUUCAAUAUGACCUGGCCGGGUCGCAAGCUUUCAAGUCCAAUAUCUCGAGUUCAUACUGGGCAUCCUCCUACAUCUAUGGUAGCGAUAACCACCAGUAUUUGGCAGUAUCCCACUUCCUCUCCCUGGAAUCGGGUGUUUCUGUGCGGCGCUCUUCUAUCCUUGAUGUAACCAACUCGUGUUUCUAUAACCAGUCCACAACAAUUGCUGGCCUGCCAUCAAGUGUUAGUGGAAACACAACCGGUGUCAAGAUCAAAUUUGAUGACUACGGAUUUAUCUCGACUACAGACGAUCCUCUUGGUUCGAUCAAUAUCUACAGUACUGAUCCAGCAUCCAUCUUUAACAUCACGUUUUCUCUGACCUCCCCUGUGAUCCUCAAUGGCGGACAGGGCAGUUUCCUUUGGGAAACCGUCAUAGCAAAUGAGUGGUCCAUGCCCAAAGGCACUACAACUGGUUCCUUGACCUCUGGUGGCAAAUCCAUUGCCAUUGACCCCAAGAGGUCAUUCACCUGGUAUGACCGCCAGUUCCAGUCGUCCGGAGCAUCUCAAUGGACCUGGUUUGCCCUUCAUACAACAAACUCUCUUACCAAAGCCCGCAAAUCAUACUCAAUCUGGUUCUCGCCAGAUGGGCAGGGUGGGACCAAGGGCUUUGCUACUGUGCGUGCUCAAGAUGGCGUCCAAGUAGUGGUUGCUGCCAACUUGACAACUCGCGGCUCUUCCUGGCUCUCUCCUCACAGUGGGAAUGAAUAUGCAACGGCAUGGACGCUCAAACUUGCAGAUGGGUCAUUUUUCAACAUCACGUCUAUUCGCAAGGAUCAAGAGAUGAUUGACUCUCAGGCCUUAACCUCAACUUACGAAGGGUUCGUUAAUGUUGAAGGAGAAGGCGUAUCUGGCUAUGGAGUCGUCGAGAUCCAGCCACCAGUUAGCUUUUAG
Molecule: messenger RNA, 1053 nt
Organism: Penicillium cataractarum
Lineage: Eukaryota; Fungi; Ascomycota; Eurotiomycetes; Eurotiales; Aspergillaceae
Exons: 3
Coding region: 1-1053 (350 amino acids)
Source: RefSeq, a predicted model, not a curated record